Durio zibethinus is the source of this 3601-nucleotide messenger RNA. RefSeq names its product protein kinase STUNTED-like. Gene Ontology annotation, biological process: protein phosphorylation. Lineage: Eukaryota; Viridiplantae; Streptophyta; Magnoliopsida; Malvales; Malvaceae. The record is from RefSeq and is a predicted model, not a curated record. Gene Ontology annotation, molecular function: ATP binding; protein kinase activity.
UCAAAAAAUCAUAUAUUAGUUAUUGAAUGAAAUUCUUUUGGUGCAUGAUAGUGCAAAAUUUAACUCGAAAAAAUUUUAGAUUAAGGAAUGGAUAGGACUUAAAGGGUUAAAUUGAGGAAUCAAACUACUCAUAACCAAGAACUACAGGAGGUAAUUUCUCAACAUCUAAUCUCUGUCUUCCAAAGGUAAAAUUAAUUCACAACAAAGCAGAAACCUUUUAGAGUCGACGAACUAACAUUCACCAACUUCUUACUUUUAUUAGCCAAUAUACAUCUCUGGGUAGGGUGAUUAUAGGCUGCUAAGUCAUGAAGCAAUAUCUAAUUCAGGUCAAAGUGGAGGGCUUGUUGACUUGCCGAUAAAAAAUGAAUUCCACGUUGGAUUUCAUUCGCAAUCUGAUUAUUAGGUAAUGUUGGCAGCAACCACUGAUUAAAACAAAGAACAUCAACGGUCAAGGAUUCAAAUUAAGACAUAUGCGUGUCGUCUCAUCUUUGUUUCACAUUCUUUCCUUGAUCAGCUCAUUUACCCACGUUGCCGAAUUCUCUUGACUUUUUUAAUUAUUUUUAUGAAUGGAUUGUUAUUCAUGUUUCACCUAAUCACUUGUUCACUGUUAUUCUUUGUCUUCUUGAUGAAACAAGGAAAUAUAUGAGAAUUUUCUUUGGGGUUAUAUAAAUUUUAUUAUUGCUCAACUCUUUGAAUUGGAAAAUCUCUAGCGGUUUGUCUUUUCAUGAAAGAGGAAAAGUCUAAGUCAAUAAAUAAGAACAUAGAAGCUUUUCUCGUUUAGAGAGAAUUGAACAGUGGUCCGGUUAAAGUGACAACAAUGAUUAAGAAGGAAAUUACAGCAAUCAAGCAGGUUGUUCAUCAUGGUGAGCUUGUAAAAUUAGCAAAAUCAAGAAAAGAUUUAGUCGCAAUCCAUGUGUUUUCAGACUCAGACCUUCCUUUGCUAAGAGCCUGGAUGACAAAGGAUUGCAGGAGAAAUCGCAGGGACUUGGCUAUAGUCAAAAAGAGUAAUCUUAGCAGUCCAAUUUCACAAACAAGGUCAACCCGAAAGGUUCUAAAGAAAAUAGCCAAGCGUUUGGCAGCCAUGGCUGUAUUUAUGGGAAGAGACACAGAGGAGGCUCUCGGGAGGUGGAUGUCAUACGCCAGCUACAGUUUAAAUAAACUGCCACCAAUUAGGGCUUUUCUGGCUGUCCACAAGGGAAAUAUCAUCAUGGAAAUAUUUCCCGUUCACCAUUUAGAAGGUUCAAAUUUGAGACUUGAGUCGUAUCUCAAUAUAAAUAGUGCUAGAUUGAGACAUGCAGAUCAGGAACCAGAGUCCGAAGAAGCAGAAUCUCCUGCAUGUGGGGCUACCUUAGAUAUAGCAAGGUAUUAUAUCCGAGGCCUGAAAGAUAGAAAUUCUAGUCCUAAUCAUAACCACAAGGCUAUUCUCUUGAAUUCUAUAUCUCUAAUUCGAAGAGAACUGCCAGAACCAAAUCUUGGCUGGCCUUUGCUUCCAAGAAAAUCUUCUACAAAUAAAGAGUUUGAGAAACCUGAUGCUAGAGAUAUAUCCGUUGUGGAAUGGGUAAUGAGCCUGCCUAAUCGAGUUACCACAGUUGUCAACCAGGUUGAUUUGCAUUCAAAUCAAACCAGCGUCUAUUCGGAAACAAAUAUUAAUGACUCUACUUUUAACGGUUGCAAGACUGAAGAAGCAAUUCACAGCCCCGAAGCGCGACCAGUAAUUAACGACGAUAGAAAUUCAAGAGAUGAAAAUUAUGAGCUUGAAUAUAAUGCGGAAGUUUCAGUUUCUUCGAACACGAAAGAUUUGGAAUCAAAUUCAAAGCCAGGUUGGCCUCUUCUCCGCAUUACAGUUUCCACUACUUCAGAUUCUUCUUCAGAAUAUGAAGCUAUAAAAAUGCCAAUUGGUGAUGGAUUAAUGAACGCACCUAUUCAAUCAACAGUCGAACUUCCACCUUCCAAAAUUGCAUCAGUAUCCAUUGAAGUGGAAAACCCUUUCCAAAUAGAAGAUUAUCUACCAGCAAUAAGAAAGAUGCCCACCAACUUGGGACUUCGUUGCAAGCAGUUCAGUCUCAGGGAGCUUAAGCAAGCAACUUUAGGAUUCUCUCCAGAAAACUUGAUUGGAGAGGGAGGAUGCAGCAAUGUAUACAAAGGGUAUCUUCCAGGUGGCAAGCCAGUGGCCGUUAAAAUUCUAAAAUCAUACAAAGAAGCUUGGAGUGACUUCUCCUUGGAAGUAGAUAUUAUUUCUUCACUGAAACACAAGCAUAUCACGCCAUUAAUUGGAGUUUGUGUUGAAGAAGACCAUCUCAUCUCAGUCUAUGACUUCUUUCCCAGAGGGAGCUUAGAGGAAAUUCUCCAUGGUCAAAGCAAGAAAUCUAUAUUGCCAUGGGGUGUCAGGUUAGAAGUGGCCACGGCAAUUGCCGAGGCUCUAAAUUACCUGCAUAAUGAAUGUUCUCCACCCGUUAUCCACAGAGAUGUAAAAUCGUCCAACGUUCUUCUCUCUGAUGAUUUUCAGCCACAGUUAUCUGAUUUUGGGCUUGCCAUCUGGGGACCAAUGGAUUCAACUUACACGAUUGAGAGCAAUGUUGUAGGAACUUUUGGGUAUGUAGCUCCUGAGUAUUUCAUGGAAGGAAGGGUUAGUGACAAGAUUGAUGUAUACUCCUUCGGCGUUGUGCUUCUAGAAUUGCUAUCAGGAAGGAGGCCAAUUAGUUCAAAGGCACUAGAAGGACAAGAGAGCUUGACCCAGUGGGCUAGGGGAUUAUUAGAAAGAAGGAAUAUCCAAGAAUUACUGGAUCCAGCGUUAGAUGGAGACCUUGAAGUUGCUCAAAUGAAUAGAAUGGUUCUCGCUGCUUCCCUCUGCCUCAACCAAUUGGAUAGACACCGUCCAAAAGUGAGCCAGAUACUAGAAAUAUUGCGAGGAGAGAAGGAACCAACAGAGUGGUAUAAUUUCCAUGGUGCUGAUUUGAAUGUGCCAAACAACCAGGAGGAUGAUGAUGACAUUCACAAACUAUUUACUUAUCUUUCAGUUCCGUUUACAGAUGACGAUUCAACAUCAGCAUGCAGCAAUUAUACCACAUCAAGAUGUAGAGCUGGAAAAGGGCGUCCUUUAAUGCUGAAAGACUACCUUAAGAAAAAGCAGUAUUGACCAAAAUCAAUUCUGUAGUUCCACAGCUUUUUGGUUGCUUAUUCAUUGAGCUGAAGCUUCUUAAGCAAGCCUGAAAAUGUACACGAUUUGAUUUCUUGAUGUAAAUAGCAAUUAUGAUUAUUGGAGUUGUGUACCAUACAAUUUGAAAAUGAAAAUGGAACAUUUUUACUAUUCAAAUGUCAAAAGAAAUGCAGAUUAAUUCUUCUCUUAGUUUCAUUUUUGGAAGAGAGACUUUUGGAGCUGUAUUGGAUAAUUUUACAGUUCUCAUAAACAGCUCAUACUGAAAACCAAGAUUUUCUACUGUGGUUCACAUUAGUAGCUGUUGUUUUUGCUCUUUGAACGAAUUGUGAUUUGACAUUGGAGUUGCUCGCAGGUAUUGCCAUUUCUGUUUGGCCUUUACUUGCUACUUUACUUCGAUUUGUCACCUACGUUCUGUAACAUUCUCUGCUGUAGUUUUAUGCUUUG